AUGAAGGUCUCCGUGGCUGCCCUCUCCAUCCUCAUGGUCAUGGCCUUCAGCUCUCUGGCAUCCUCUGCACCAAUAGGUUCUGACUCUCCCACCUCCUGCUGCUUCUCCUAUGUCAGCCAACAGAUCCCCAGAAAAUUUGUGACAGACUAUUAUGAGACCAGCAGCCUGUGUUCCCAGCCAGCUGUGGUGUUCCAGACCAAAAGAGGCCGGCUGGUGUGUGCCAACCCCAGUGAUGCUUGGGUUCAGAGCUAUGUGGAAGACCUGGAGCUGAACUGA
Messenger RNA from Trichosurus vulpecula (common brushtail), 276 nucleotides. Its product is annotated as C-C motif chemokine 4-like. NCBI's taxonomy places the organism in Eukaryota, Metazoa, Chordata, Mammalia, Diprotodontia, Phalangeridae. Gene Ontology annotation, cellular component: extracellular region. The transcript has 3 exons. The record is from RefSeq and is a predicted model, not a curated record. Gene Ontology annotation, molecular function: CCR chemokine receptor binding; chemokine activity. Gene Ontology annotation, biological process: cellular response to type II interferon; lymphocyte chemotaxis; monocyte chemotaxis. Bases 1 to 276 code for a protein of 91 amino acids.